ACUAAAUCAUCUGUCCGUGUCUGUUGGUACUGACACGUCAUGUACCAGCUGUCUUCUCCCCACGUCUUGGUUGGAGCUGCCUUGCUGUGUGCUGCGUUCUAUCUUGUAUUCCAUGGCAGACAGCUGGGUCGUGGCCGUCGACUCAGGCUACCUCCUGGUCCGAAGCCUCUUCCGAUCAUAGGCAACGUUCACCAGGUUCCGGCGGAGUAUCAAGAGCGAGCAUUUGCACGCUGGUCCAAAACAUAUGGAGACCUCAUGUAUACCAAGAUGUUCACCAGGCCGAUCUUGAUCAUCAAUUCGCUGAAGGUAGCGAGAGAACUGCUCGACAAGAGGGGCAACAAGUAUUCGAGUCGGCCGCGGAUGGUCAUGCUAGUGAACUAUUGGGCUGGGACCCGGACGUGGUAACCCUUCCAUAUCACUCAGAGCAUCGUCGAAAGCAGCGCAGGUGGAUUCAAAAUGCUUUUGGCGACAA
Messenger RNA from Fomitopsis serialis, 472 nucleotides. Its product is annotated as cytochrome P450. NCBI's taxonomy places the organism in Eukaryota, Fungi, Basidiomycota, Agaricomycetes, Polyporales, Fomitopsidaceae. The transcript is spliced from 3 exons. Gene Ontology annotation, molecular function: heme binding; oxidoreductase activity, acting on paired donors, with incorporation or reduction of molecular oxygen; iron ion binding. Bases 40 to 405 code for a protein of 121 amino acids. The record is from RefSeq and is a predicted model, not a curated record.